This is a messenger RNA of Nanorana parkeri, 1296 nucleotides long. Its product is annotated as probable G-protein coupled receptor 151. Gene Ontology annotation, molecular function: G protein-coupled receptor activity. Gene Ontology annotation, cellular component: membrane. Gene Ontology annotation, biological process: G protein-coupled receptor signaling pathway. Bases 67 to 1266 code for a protein of 399 amino acids. The transcript has 3 exons. The record is from RefSeq and is a predicted model, not a curated record. Lineage: Eukaryota; Metazoa; Chordata; Amphibia; Anura; Dicroglossidae.
UGAAGUGCAAGGACCACCUGAAGUCGAUUCUGAAUGACUAGGUGGCUCUAGGAACCAUCCCUGUUCAUGAUGACCAGCGUCUCCUUCAGGACCAUGAACAGCUCAGAACCCAUGGCUCUCUCCAGCGGGUUGGACCCCCCAGAGGUGGGCAUGGAGAUCACGGUGGUGCUGCCUUUGUUCCUGAGCACCAUCUGCCUGGUGGGCUUAGUUGGAAACUUAUUUCUCAUUGCCAUCCUCAUCCACGAUUUCAGGAAAGGGAAGUGUUCAGUGGUCAACUGCCUGGUCAUCAACCUGGGCAUCACCGACCUGCUGCUCAUCCUCUUCUGCAUCCCGGUGCGCAUUGUCACCUAUGCCAAGCAGUCUUGGCUCUUUGGGAGUUUUGUCUGCAAGACCACCGGGUGGUUCCUACAGAGCUGCCUUACCGUGAAAAGCCUGACCCUGGCAGCCAUAGGACAAGCCCGCUACAAGCAUGUCAUCACCCCACCCAAGUUCCUCAGCUUCAGCAAGAGGCACGUGGUGGUGGUCCUUCUCUUCACCUGGUCCUUGUCCCUCCUGCUGCCCCUGCCGCAUCUGAUUCUCACCCAGGUCAGGAUGACGCAGGAGGGGUUGACCUGCUCCUUUGAUGUGCCAGAACAUGCCUCCAACUUUAUGAACGUCUUCAGCAAGUUGUACCCCUUGCUGGCUUACGUCCUGCCCAUGGUCUUCACCUUCUUCUGCUACAUGAGAGCGCUGAGGAGGAAAGAAAGGAGGAACCGUGUGCCUAACCCCCGCGUUCAGAGCAGGAAGAUCACCUCCAUGCUGAUGAGUAUGAGCUUGGCAUUUGAAGCCAUGUGGCUACCAGAGUGGAUUGUGUGGAUCUGGGCGAGGCACACCAACUAUGGUAUCCUACAGCCGCCCAAUACCCUCAUGGUCUUGGCUCAGGUCAUCCUGUUCUUGAACUCCACUCUCAAUCCCGGGGUGUUUCUGGCCGUGUCUGAGGAGUUUAGAGAUGGCUUCAAGACCAUUUGGACUCUGAUGAAGUGUGAGAAGUGCCAGGAUGGAGGGGGAGCGUCCAGGGCAGGGGAGAAUGGAGCGGACAUGGUGCCCAGUACCAUCCAGUCUUUGCAGGACUUCCAGUGCCCAUUGUCUGCCCACAGACUUUCUCAGGAUUCCAAAAGCGAGGAGAAGGUCCUCCCAGAUGUAGAGCACUUCUGGCAGGAUCGCAGGAACACCACCGCCGGGGAGGACAAUGACCCCAUGCCCUGGGAGCACCAGGAGAAACCCUAGAGCGUGUUACCUCUGUGAAGGCAGGAUGAU